AUGAAGGCAGUGCAGGUCCUGUCCUUCUACGUCGUCACCGCCCUCGCGGCUCGCGAUCCGAUUCAAAGCCACCUCACACUCGGCAUAUGUCGAUCGCCGCUACUGCCACUCUCAUUUUCGGAGCUGUCGGACCCGAUAUGCUCUACUGCAGACGUGAUCGCCCAAAAGCAGGCCACUACCGGAAGGCACGUUACUGACGAAUCAUCGCCGUGGACGUCAAUCAGCAACUGUGCACGCAACGGAACGGGGCCGAUAGAGUUCUGCGUCUUCUACGCCGGUGGCUUCGCCAACAACAGAGGAGUGUCAAUCAUUACCAGCCCCGAAAGGGCCAAGAGCAUCGCCAAGUUGCCUGCAUUCACCAACCCGGAGCUCACGGCACACACCAACAAGGACCUCGACCACAACUACGACCCGGUGUACAAGUCAGUCAUGAUCCCUGGAAAGGGGGUUGGUCUAGUUGCUGCCAAGACGCUGUACCGUGGAGACCGUAUAAUGAGCAGCACGCCAGCCAUCGUAAUCGACUACGGCUUCUUCGACACGAUGCCAAAGAAGGUGAUCAAGGAGAUACAGACAGCUGCCGUCGACCCACCGUAA
Pyricularia pennisetigena is the source of this 594-nucleotide messenger RNA. RefSeq lists its product as uncharacterized. The coding region runs from base 1 to 594 and encodes 197 amino acids. The transcript is spliced from 2 exons. The record is from RefSeq and is a predicted model, not a curated record. NCBI's taxonomy places the organism in Eukaryota, Fungi, Ascomycota, Sordariomycetes, Magnaporthales, Pyriculariaceae.